Molecule: messenger RNA, 1633 nt
Organism: Macroventuria anomochaeta
Lineage: Eukaryota; Fungi; Ascomycota; Dothideomycetes; Pleosporales; Didymellaceae
Exons: 5
Coding region: 89-1633 (514 amino acids)
Molecular function (GO): acyltransferase activity
Source: RefSeq, a predicted model, not a curated record
CUUGACCAACAUGUAGUCUUCAACUCAACUUGAGCUCCGCUCCGUUUUAGUUCCACGUUCAGCCUGCAAUACCGAACACUUGGCAACAAUGGCGGAAGUACCAGUAGUCAUCGGUGUGGGCGACGUUAAGAACCGCAACAUCAACAACGUGAAAGAGCCGGCAACGCUUAUGCUCGAAGCCAUCGGCAUCGCCCUCAAAGAUGCUUCGUCAAGCUCUACAUCGGAUCUGAAGUCCGAAAUAGACAGCAUAGAUGUCGUGAAGACAUGGACAUGGCCAUACCCCGACCUGCCUGGCUUAUUGUCUGAAAAGCUAGGCGUCCAGGACAGUGUCAAGUGGAAGAGGUAUUCCGAGCACGGCGGCAAUCAGCCAGGAAAGCUCUUCGACGAAGCUGCGAAACGAAUCGCGAAAGGAGAGUGCAAAGUCGCGGUCAUUACGGGUGGUGAAGCUCUAGCAUCACUAUCUGCGUGUGCGGCAGCUAAAAAGCUCCCUCCACCAGGGUGGACAACGCCUUCCUCGGCUGUGGAUUCCGUCUUCACGCCCACCGGCCGAGACCUAGGAAACAACCUCGGCGCCAUCCACAAGAUCGGUGCGCCCAUUCAUGUUUACCCCUUGUAUGAAAACGCAUUUCGCGCACACCGAGGCCAAAGUCUGAAAGCCAAUAACGAAGAGAGUGCAAAGCUGUACGCUGAGUUCAGCAAAGUCGCUUCCACCCAAGAGUUCGCCUGGAGUCAAGGCAAAAGCAAUGACGAAAAGACAAUCGGUACAGUGAGUGAGAAAAACAGGAUGAUAUGCUACCCAUAUCCCCUCCUCAUGAAUGCAUUCAACACCGUCAACCUCGCCUCCGCCAUCAUCCUAACCUCCGUCUCCCACGCCAAACACCUCUCCAUCCCGCAGUCAUCUUGGAUCUACCCCCUCGGCGGCGCCGGCACCUCCGACUCAUCCGAAUUCUGGCACCGACCAAAUUUCCACAGUUCCCCCUCGAUAGAACGAUCUCUCUCCACUGCCCUAGAUGUCUCCAAGACUUCUGCGUCCGAGCUCGAUUUCAUUGACAUAUACUCCUGCUUCCCCAUCGUCCCCAAACUCGCCGCCACCGCGCUCUCCCUCCCAAUAGUUGGGGGCCCGAAACCGCUCACGCUGCUCGGAGGGCUGACGAGUUUCGGCGGUGCAGGGAACAACUAUAGCAUGCACGCGCUGACAGAGAUGACUCGGCAACUACGUUCCGGCAAAGGAAAGAAAGGGCUAGUGUUAUGUAACGGGGGCGUGUUGAGUUAUCAGUACGUCAUUGUUCUUGGAACGGAGCCGAGAGGGAGGAAGUAUCAGGUGGAGGACGCGCUGCCGGAGGUUUUACAUGAUAUCGAGGUGCCGGAGCUGGCAAAGGAGGCGCAGGGGAAGUGUGUUGUUGAGACGUAUACUGUUGAGUUCAAUCGUGAUGGGAGUCCGUUGCGCGGUCAUGUUGUUGGACGGCUGAAGAGCGAUAAUAAGCGGUUUCUUGCGAAUCAUGGGGAUGAGAGUACGCUGGGGCAGAUGGCGGAGGGGGCAGGAGAAAUUGUGGGAAAGUCCGGGUGGGUUUGGCAAGAUAAGAAGACGAAAGGGAAAGGGUUGUUCGCUUUUGACAAGCCAGCAAGGUUAUAG